CAUCAUGACGAAAACAAACCAAGUUGACAACUACCUACGAAGAAUAUAAAUAUUGAUGAAGUUUAGUUAAAUUAUACAAAUGAAACAGCAUUUUUGCAAGUUAUAGAAACAUAAUCUCACGUAGUAAUAUUCAAAAUGUCAGCGGAGUACGAAGAAAUCAUAGCUGAAGAGGAAGAAGUCUCACAGAAUCCAUUGAAUUAUAUUGUUUUUUUCUUUGAGAAUUACGGAUGGUACCUGGUCAUUGCAUCAAUAGUUGUUGCCUAUAUCUACAGCAGAAUAAGUCCAUAUCUCGAAGAAUAUGAAAAGAAAAGAGAUAGAUAUGAGUAUGAGCAGAAUGUCUACAAAAAAACUGAUAAAUUGUCAAGUCUAAGAGUUGCCAGGGAAGAAGCACUGAAGAAAGUACAAGAACAGUACAACAUCGACGCCGAACGAUAUGUCCUGAAACAAAAAGAAAAAGAAGCUAAAAAGCGUGAGGAAUAUCUUGCAAGACAUGAUGGUAAAGGAGGUGGAAGUAAACUAGGAAAAUCAGAAUAUAAUCCACUUAUGGGCGAUUCAUCAGGAAGCACAUUCAAACCUAAAAAGAAAUCAGCUUGCUCAGGAGGUGGUUGUGGUAAAUAACAAAUUUAAAUCUGUGAACAAAAGUUUAAUACAAAAAAAAAUUCCAAGAAAAAUUAAUACAUUCUUAUUUAGUGUAUGAAGGGAAUAAUAAUUUAAUAAUUUCUAGAAAUGUUUUCGUGUACUUAACAAAUUGACAAAAGAUAUGUUUGAAGUGCACUUGUUAGAUUGACUAAUAUUUUGAUUAUUGAACAAUAAAUUAAAAUAUUAUGAAAUCAAAA
This is a messenger RNA of Dalotia coriaria, 836 nucleotides long. RefSeq lists its product as uncharacterized. The transcript has 5 exons. The coding region runs from base 136 to 618 and encodes 160 amino acids. The record is from RefSeq and is a predicted model, not a curated record. Lineage: Eukaryota; Metazoa; Arthropoda; Insecta; Coleoptera; Staphylinidae. Gene Ontology annotation, cellular component: Derlin-1 retrotranslocation complex; endoplasmic reticulum membrane; Derlin-1-VIMP complex. Gene Ontology annotation, biological process: endoplasmic reticulum unfolded protein response; retrograde protein transport, ER to cytosol.